Molecule: messenger RNA, 1941 nt
Organism: Erpetoichthys calabaricus (reedfish)
Lineage: Eukaryota; Metazoa; Chordata; Cladistia; Polypteriformes; Polypteridae
Gene: gid4
Product: GID complex subunit 4 homolog
Exons: 6
Coding region: 194-847 (217 amino acids)
Biological process (GO): proteasome-mediated ubiquitin-dependent protein catabolic process; negative regulation of gluconeogenesis; protein catabolic process in the vacuole
Cellular component (GO): GID complex; extrinsic component of membrane
Source: RefSeq, a predicted model, not a curated record
GUUAGAAGCCGUGACUAAUCAGGUGUGACGAUGCUAGUUGCCGCGCCGCGUCAAGGUCCCCGCACUUUUCUGGGACCCUGUUAACGCAUUGCGCGGGCGGCUUGGGGACUUUGCACCUUAUACUUGUCACUGUGUUAACCGGCCUAACUUCACUUGUGACCGGGCUCCUCGUCUUAGCGCCGGAGGAGCCAACAUGCCGGUCCGUACCGAGUCGUGCUGUUGCUCCUCCGCGGCCUUCAUAGCGUCGGCCUCACUCAUCCCGCCGCCCCCGAUCAACACUCAACAGCCCGGCGUUGCCACUUCGCUUCUGUAUAGCGGGUCGAAAUUCCGUGGUCACCAGAAAAGCAAAGGCAAUUCCUACGACGUAGAAGUGGUCCUGCAGCAUGUAACCAUGGAAGAUUCCUAUCUUUGCGGGUAUCUGAAAAUCAAAGGACUCACUGAGGAAUACCCAAUGUUGACCACUUUUUUUGCCGGAGAGAUCAUUAGUAAGAAACAUCCAUUUCUAACCCGCAAGUGGGAUGCUGAUGAAGAUGUGGAUCGCAAGCACUGGGGCAAGUUUCAAGCUUUCUAUCAAUAUGCAAAAAUAUUUAAUUCUGAUGACUUUGACUAUGAGGAGUUGAAGAACAGUGACUACGUAUUCAUGAGGUGGAAGGAGCAGUUCCUUGUUCCUGACCACACCAUCAAGGACAUUAGUGGUGCUUCAUUUGCUGGAUUUUAUUAUACCUGCUUCCAGAAGUCCACUGCCACCAUAGAGGGAUACUACUAUCACAGGAGUUCAGAAUGGUACCAGUCUCUGAACCUCACCCAUGUUCCUGAGCACAGUGCCCCAAUCUACGAGUUUCGGUGACACCCGCUGACACCAAGUACUGGCAGAGAACACAGUGGAUCCCUUGGCAGUUCUGAACACAAUGUAAAAAAAGUUCAACAGCUAAAUGUGAAGAAACCGUUGCUGCUGACAGAGCGGAGACACAGUAGCUGUGACCAGGGGGUGGGUGGGGGCUUAGCGAUGGGUUAAAGGUCACAGGACAGGAGUGUGUGUGUGUGAGAUCAGGGGCUUGCACGGCAGUUUAACAUUUUAUCUGGGUUUAAAGAGACUUGGGUUGAUUUGCACUCUGCCACUUUUUCUCUGGUUUCUAUUUGUAGAUCUUGUUAUCUCUCGACUCCCCUGCCACCAAAUGAAAGAUGAAAAAGUAGAAAGUGCUCGCUACUCCUGACCAUAUGCCAAUUAAAAUCUUUCUGUUCUGAAAGUAGGUGACAUCAGCAGGAGGUGAAUGCGGUAAGCCCAAUAGCUCAGUGUGGCCUUCAGCGCUUGUGGUGUUAACAGCCCUGACAUCUGCUGCCUCUUCCAUUACUGCCAGUCGUGGAUGCUGGUACGAGUGUAGACACAAGCACUCGAGCAGAUCGAUUUGUGACUGCUGAGUGGAGACUCUGGCACUGCAGUGAACAUUUCCAGCGCUGCCUUGUGUAAACUUUGGCAUUAGAUUAGAAGUAAUUAAUAAUGGCCAAACGUGGACUCUUUGACACUAGAACAUAUGGCUCCAUUUCUGUCAGGCCAGUUCUUUAACGCAAAAAUCUGUGCAUCUUUCUCGUCAACUCGUGAUAUGGAUGCUGUGUGCUAAGAGUCUUCCUAAGAGGACCAUAUGGCAGACUGUACCCCAACAACAGAAGUGCCCACUGCGUAUGACUACAGUAUGGGUACAAAAAGGCCAGCACAGUUACAACCAGUGAGAUUGUGGACAGCAGUCCUUGUGGAGUGUGUGGUGGGUAGGUCAGCUCCUCUUCAUUGAGCUUGCCUUGUGUAUUCACACAUGCUUUCAGUCUCCAGCAAAGGUGUAUCUAUGCAACAGGAGCAUACUGGGGAAGUCAAGGAGGUCCCAGUGCCCUGUCUACUGGCCUUUUUGAGUGAUUUUACUUAUUUAUUUAUUUAUAUUUUUUUUUAAA